CCCGUGACCCGGAGAUGGAAGUGCGACGCGGAGAGGGAGGCGGCAUGGCGGGCGGGCUGCGGCUGGAGAACGCCAACCCGCUGGUGUUCAGCCGGAGCGCCGAGCGGCCUGUCACUGCCGCCGAGCAGGACGAGCGGCAGGCCGAGCUCAUCGACGGCAGGGAGGUCUUCGAUCUGAUCAGAUCAAUCAAUGACCCAGAGCACCCACUGAGUCUGGAAGAACUGAACGUGGUGGAACAAGUUCGCGUUAAUGUGGUCGAUCAAGAGAACAGUGUAUCAGUCGCCUUCACGCCUACAAUCCCUCACUGCAGUAUGGCCACACUGAUUGGCUUAUCCAUCAAAGUCAAGCUGCUGCGAUCUCUACCCGCCCGCUUCAAGGUGGAUGUUCACAUAACACCAGGGACUCACGCCUCUGAACAUGCAGUGAACAAGCAGCUGGCAGACAAGGAGCGAGUGGCUGCGGCUCUGGAGAACUCUCACCUGCUGGAGGUCGUCAAUCAGUGCCUGUCAGCCAGAGUCUGAGCUCCUCGCCGACACUGGAACACUGGGUGCUGGCGGGCCAGGCUCCUGGGACAAGGGACAGGGUUUUGGCCGGGUGUCUGCAGGUGUGUGUGCGCACACUUGGGUACGUGGAGUGGGUGUGCCUGAGUGUGAGUGUGUAUACACAUUUGUGAACAAGGAGUAGCUGGACAAGGGAUAUCAGUACACGUGUGUGUACAUGGAGCAUGUGAGUUAGUGUGUGUGCAUGUGUGUGUAAGCUCACACUUGAGUGUGUGUGUUUGGGAUAUGGAAUCGUGAGUGUAUAUGUGUGUGGAUGGAUGUAUGUGUGUGUUUGUGUGUGUUUGUCUCUCUAGGAGUCAUGAAGCUGAACAAAGGUCUCUCUGUAGUCUGAACAAGAGUCAGAAAUCUUUCAUAUUCUUUGCGGGUGAAGGUGAUUACACACUGUCCCUUCUCUCCUGUCGGUCACUGUUGGUGGGGGUGGGCAGUGUUACUGCCAAGGCCCAGCACUGGGAGGGAUGGAAAUUAGUUAAUGAUCCCAUCCUCAGCAAUAACCUCUGGCCGCAAUCUAAGAUUAGUCCCUGGGGUUCUGGCAAAGCCGUCUCCCUGUCCUGUUGCUUGAUAUCCCCCUCUCACAGGUGUUACUUGUACUUGCUGACACACUGCUUUGCACACACAAGCCCCCUCAAUCCCAGGCACCGUACGGUGCGGCCAGUUGCAUUCGGAAUGUUUGCCUCUGGAUCGUUUUCCGCAGAUUAUUAACAGAAUAAACUCUGCUCUGCUCUGCUCUGUUCAGCAGUAGCUUUGAGAUGUAUUGUUUUGGGAAACAAAUACAGACUAGAUUUACUUGCAAUCCCUGACUUACCACAGUGGGUGUAAAAUCAUUCAGGUUAACAAGAUGAGUAAAUAUUUUAACUUUUCUAAUUACUAUAUCCACUUGUCUGGGAGGAGGCCGAAUGACAUUUGCCCCUCGCCCCACCUCAAAGUUAUCGUCAGUAGCAUUGCUGUCAGAGUAACACACAAAAUGCUGGAGAAACUCAGCCGGUCAGGAGGCAUCCACGGAGAGGAAUGAACAGUCAAUGUUUCCUGACCAAGAGUCUCUGCCUGAAACGUAGACUGAUUAUUCCUCUCCAUAGAUGCCACCUGACGUGCUGAGUUUCUCCAGCAUUUUGUGUGCUACUUUGACAGCAGUGUUACUGUAUUUUAUAUUUUACACAAGGAUGGUGCAUAUAUGGAACAAGCUACCAGAGGAAGUGGUAGUAUUUUGUGUGUGUUAUUCUGGAUUUCCAACAUCUACUAAAUCUUUUGUGUUGAUGAUAUGUUGCUGUCAAAUCUCUUUUAUUUGCAAAUGCGUGAAACCAGACUGAAUAAAAACUUCAAAGUGUG
Messenger RNA from Mobula hypostoma (lesser devil ray), 1883 nucleotides. RefSeq names its product cytosolic iron-sulfur assembly component 2B (gene ciao2b). Bases 15 to 521 code for a protein of 168 amino acids. NCBI's taxonomy places the organism in Eukaryota, Metazoa, Chordata, Chondrichthyes, Myliobatiformes, Myliobatidae. The record is from RefSeq and is a predicted model, not a curated record. Gene Ontology annotation, biological process: iron-sulfur cluster assembly. Gene Ontology annotation, cellular component: cytosolic [4Fe-4S] assembly targeting complex. The transcript is spliced from 5 exons.